CUUUGACGGGUCUUUUCGCUUUUAAGAUUUCUUUCGGUUCGUUGCUUUCAUUUUUAACCGGAAGUUUAUUUUCGCCGGUGAAUUUCUUUGUUUUUGGAAUAUUUAAACCCAUCUUAAACAAUGAGCGGGGGAGUGUAUGGUGGAGAUGAGGUUGGUGCACUUGUGUUUGAUGUUGGUUCCAUGUCAUUCAGGGCUGGAUAUGCUGGUGAAGAUACUCCUAAGGCCGAAAUUCCAUCCAGUAUAGGAGUGGUUGAAGAAGCUGAGGUUGCCAUGGAGACAGAUGAGGUUAAGAAAGAAGCUAGCAAGAAAUAUUGUAUUGAUACAAACUCACUUAGAGUGCCCAGGAAAGGAAUGGAAAUACAGACCUUUCUUAAAGAUGGCAUGAUUGAGAACUGGGAAAUGUUUGAGCAGAUGUUAGACUAUACCUACAAGAGACAUAUUCAGUCAGAAUCCCAGGAACAUCCUGUAUUGAUGUCAGAAGCAUCUUGGAAUAUUCGUGGGAAAAGAGAAAGACUUACAGAACUUAUGUUUGAGAAAUACAAUAUUCCUGCUUUCUUCUUGUGUAAAAAUGCUGUCUUAUCAGCUUUUGCCAAUGGAAGAUCUACAGGUCUUGUGUUAGAUAGUGGGGCAACACAUACAACAGCUGUGCCUGUCUAUGAUGGAUAUGUCCUCGGUCAAGCUAUUGUGAAAUCUCCAUUGGCAGGAGAUUUCAUCAGCUUGGAGUGCAGGAAACUCAUGGAAGAAUUAAACGUUGAUGUUGUUCCACCAUACAUGAUUGCAUCAAAGGAACCAGUAAAUGAUAAUCAGCCCGCCAAGUGGAAGAAGAAAGAUAUACCAGAAGUGACCACAUCCUUCCAUAACUACAUGGUCAAGGAUGUUUUACAAGACUUUGCUGCCUCAAUUCUCCAGGUUUCAGAUGUUCCAUUUGAAGAAAGUGAAGACUUACACAGCGGAGCAGAUAGCAUGCCUUGUACACAAUAUGAAUUUCCCAAUGGAUUCCACCGAGAUUUUGGUGAGGAAAGAAUUCGGAUACCUGAAAUGUUGUUUGACCCUUCAUACAUUAAGGAUGUUCCAAGUAAUUCUAUGUUGAGUAUGGGUCAUGUGAUCACAACCAGUGUGGGCAUGUGUGACAUUGAUAUUAGACCUAGUUUAUACAGUAGUGUGAUAACAGUAGGUGGUAAUUCCCUCUUGAAUGGUUUCACAGAUAGGCUUAACAGAGAUCUCAGUAAUAAGACACCCUCAACAAUGAGACUAAAGUUGAUUGCAGCAACAGGGUCAUCAGAGAGAAGGUUUAGCAGCUGGAUUGGUGGAUCUAUCCUUGCUUCCUUGGGAUCCUUCCAGCAGAUGUGGAUUUCUAAACAAGAAUAUGACGAAGGCGGUAAAAACUGCAUUGAGAAGAAAUGUCCUUGAAAUGAUAACAAAUGUGACUUGGAUUUUAAUCUUACCAUUAUGUGUUCACUUGCAGAUUUACCAUAGUUUUCUUGGCUUUUUUUUCAACAGACUGUGUAGUUAAUUGAUUUCUGAGUGAUACAACAUAUUAAAGAUGGAAAAUGUAUUGAUGUACAUGCAGAUACUGAUGUUAAGAUGGCAGAAUUGUGAACAAAUUCAUCAGAACUGUAUCAUGCACAGUUGGAAAGAAUAUAAUUUAAUAACAUUUAAAAAGUUAAAAGCAGAAACUAUUUCAAACCAAGUUAGGCAUAUAUGUUACUUGUAUAAGUUACAAAUUUCAAGGGUUUGGUAAAAUAUGUUUUUCAAAGUACAAUAUUGAUGUAAACAUGGUGUAAGAUAUAUUCUUAACAAUUAAUUUGCUUGCUUAAUUAUGAAUAUCUCUUUAAUGUACUAAGUUCUAAAUUCAAAAGCAGGACAAUUACACAUGCUUAAAUAUAUUUCUGUCUGGAUUAAGAACAAAUUAAGUUAUAAUAACUGGGUUUAUUAUCAUGAAAUCAAAGUUCAUGUUUUCCUUGAUGUACAGAGAAAACUUGCUAUAGUUGAUACAGAUGUUGAAAAAUGUGUAGAUUCAAUUGAUGUGAAUAUGAAGUUUUUGUAGUAAAAAUAAAUAUUUGAGUACAACACAGUG
This is a messenger RNA of Ruditapes philippinarum (Manila clam), 2077 nucleotides long. Its product is annotated as actin-like protein 6B. NCBI's taxonomy places the organism in Eukaryota, Metazoa, Mollusca, Bivalvia, Venerida, Veneridae. The transcript is spliced from 14 exons. Gene Ontology annotation, cellular component: SWI/SNF complex; NuA4 histone acetyltransferase complex. The record is from RefSeq and is a predicted model, not a curated record. Gene Ontology annotation, biological process: regulation of transcription by RNA polymerase II; nervous system development. Gene Ontology annotation, molecular function: chromatin binding. The coding region runs from base 121 to 1410 and encodes 429 amino acids.